CGCGCUGCGCGUUUCUUUAACGCGUAAAUUGGUUUUCCUUGGCUCCCAUUAACGCAAGUCGGUGAUUUUAUAUCACCAUUUCGCACGCUGGUAUCUUCCGCCCUCACCUACAAGCUCGGCCACAGGCAGUCCGACAAGCCAGUAUAUAAUUGAAUCAAGAUGGCAAGCUUCUUUGACCUCAAGGCCAGAAAGGCAGCAGCGGCAGCCAACGGUAACGCCGACCAGAAGCAAGAUAAACCUCCAAAUGCUCGAACUCAACCCUGGGUCGAGAAAUACCGGCCAAAGACACUCAGCGAUGUUACUGCUCAAGAUCAUACCGUUGAUGUGCUCCAAAGGACACUGCAGUCCUCCAACGUACAUUACCCCCUUGCUCUGAAGUGCAAGAAGCUUCAAUACUAAUACUUCAAAGCUCCCUCACAUGCUGUUUUACGGGCCUCCCGGGACAGGCAAAACUUCGACAGUUCUGGCACUCGCCAAGGAACUAUACGGUCCCGAUAUGAUCAAAUCGAGAGUCCUCGAGCUCAAUGCCUCCGACGAGCGUGGCAUCUCUAUCGUCCGAGAAAAGGUCAAGAACUUUGCGCGAAUGCAAUUGACCAACCCGCCCCCCGGCUACAAGGACAAAUACCCUUGCCCUCCCUUCAAGAUUAUUAUCCUCGACGAGGCCGAUUCCAUGACACAAGAUGCCCAAAGCGCACUGCGACGAACCAUGGAAACAUACAGCAAGAUUACUCGAUUCUGUCUCAUUUGCAAUUAUGUGACUCGAAUCAUCGACCCGCUUGCUAGUCGAUGCAGCAAAUUUCGUUUCAAGAGUCUCGAUCAGAGCAAUGCAAAGAAGCGACUGGAGGAGAUUGCAGAGAAGGAGGGCGUGCCACUCGAGGACGGCGCUGUUGAUGCACUCAUCAAGUGCAGCGAGGGUGAUCUUCGAAAAGCCAUUACUUUCUUGCAAAGUGCUGCUCGACUUGUUAGCGCCAAUGCCCCCGACAAGGAGGGUGAGGGUGAGGAGGUGAUGGAUGUGGACAAGAAGGCGGUCACAGUCAAGAUUGUUGAGGACAUUGCUGGUGUCAUUCCGGACACGACCAUCGAUGAUCUCGUCAAAGCAAUACGUCCGAAGAAGUCAGGAUCCUCCUACCAGACCAUUUCGGACGUCGUUGAGAAACUAGUUGCAGAUGGCUGGAGCGCAGGUCAAGUGGUCAACCAACUCUACCAAACCUUGACAUACGACGAGACGAUACCCGAUGCACAGAAAAACAAGAUCGUGUUGGUUUUCUCAGAAGUUGACAAGCGAUUAGUAGAUGGAGCAGAUGAGCAUCUCUCUAUCCUCGACCUGUCAGUGAGGAUAUCGACCAUCAUGUCGAGGAAGUGAGCUAUCGGCUCUGUAUCUAGUGUGCUGCAUCAAGAGAUGAGGGACGGAUUCAUGGUUAUAAAUGGGUUGGCGUUUUAAACUGGCUCGAUAUCACCGGACAUCUAUUGUACUUGUCGCUGUUAUUCUAAUCCUGAGCUGCGUCUCCCUGACCAAUUAAUCCGAGGUUACCUUGCAGAAUAGACCAGGCAUCUCUCGGCCCCGUGAUUCUCUUCUCUGUAUGCCUU
This is a messenger RNA of Fusarium verticillioides 7600, 1587 nucleotides long. Its product is annotated as replication factor C subunit 2. Lineage: Eukaryota; Fungi; Ascomycota; Sordariomycetes; Hypocreales; Nectriaceae. Gene Ontology annotation, cellular component: DNA replication factor C complex; nucleus. Gene Ontology annotation, molecular function: ATP hydrolysis activity; ATP binding; DNA clamp loader activity. The record is from RefSeq and is a predicted model, not a curated record. The coding region runs from base 419 to 1363 and encodes 314 amino acids. Gene Ontology annotation, biological process: DNA-templated DNA replication; DNA repair. The transcript is spliced from 3 exons.